Acanthocheilonema viteae is the source of this 657-nucleotide messenger RNA. NCBI's taxonomy places the organism in Eukaryota, Metazoa, Nematoda, Chromadorea, Rhabditida, Onchocercidae. The record is from the annotation of a GenBank genome assembly.
AUGCGAUUGUGUUAUAAAGCGCGAAAUAGUAGUUGGCUGGAACGAUGGCAAUUUACAGUUGCUGUAUGUCUGGAAGCAAUUGUUACAUUACUUGCAAAUUUUUUAAGAUAUUCCAUUCGUUAUUCGGCACACAGUGAUACAUUGAUGACGAUCACAUUUGUACAGUUACAUUUAACUGUUUCUAUUAAUAUUGUUAUUAUUAUUGCUCCAAAAUUUUACUUAGUUAGCUCCAGUAAGACAAAGCGUAUGCAAACAUUAGCAGGUACUGGCAGUAAAGCACAUCCAUCAUUAGCUAAACUUCGUGAUAAUUUAUUGAAUGGAACAAUUGAUUUCGCUGAAGUGCCCAUUGUUGAUAUGAAUCCGGAAGAUAUAAGGGCUGAACUGAAGCGAGUUUAUACGCAAUUGAGAAUGUACAAAUUGAAAAAUUUGUAUCAAGAUAAUCCGCAUAUCAGUAGACGAAAAGGUGGCAAGAAAUCAACCAGUGAUAAAAUAAUUAUUAAAAAUCGACGCCUUUCAAUACCUCCAUCAAGUUCGCCUAAAGUUAAAAGAGUAGAUGAGGACGAACGAAACGACUUAACCGUUGAAUCGGCUCCUCAUAAUGUUUUCCUUUCAACGUAUAAACUACAGCUAGAACCACAUCAGUCCGUACGUGUAUAA